AUGGGCAAGAAAAUCGUGGGCCUCUACAGCCUCAUGUGCGUGCUUUCUUUUGUCCUCAUCACCAUCUCCUGCUUCAACAAGUGGCAUCAAGUCACCUUCAAGACCUUGGGCUUCAAGACUGUGAUGCGCAUGGAGACCACCUUAACAGUGGUCACAAUUCCGGCCAGCUCCAAGCUGUUCUGCGGCAUCUUCAAGGAUAAGCAGCCCAAUCGUUGCGCGGAAAUGCAGGAUGGCACACCGCUGCAGGAGGCCGCCUCUGACUGGUGUGCGCCGAUGAUCUUCACGAUCUACCCCGGCCCUUGCAUCGCCUUCAAUCGCGCCUACAUCUUGGGCAUGGCAGUGAUUCUGACGUAUGGCUUGAACAUCAUCUUCCUGUUCUCCAGCGCCUUCCUGCUGUAUUACUACUUGGGCAGCAAAUCCCACAAGCCAACCUACCGCACCUGGGCUGCAAUCCUGCACGGCAUGGCCACCGGGCUCCUCAUAGCGGCGGUGAUUUGCUACACCAUUUUCGCCAUGACCGCCAUGGAUGCGAUUGGUGGCAGCGGCAUCCCCGGGCUCUUCGAGGCCAGCGAGUCCGUGGGCAUCAGCCCCGGCUACUUCUUGGUGUGGGUUGGCAUCCUCCUCCAGUUGGUGGCACUCGGCUUCCACGCCUGCAUGAGGCUCAGCUCGGAAGAGACGGAAGACCAGCGCCUCUACAAGGACAUGCUUAAGGAGCAGCAAUCCUACGGGGCCCUAGAAGCCCAGGCCGCCAUGAUGGAGGCCAGCUACCCUCCGGGAUACGGCGAUGCCGGCAUGCAGUAUGGCUAUGCCGGCGAUGCCGGCGCGCAGUAUGGGGAUGCUGGCGCCCAGUAUGGCUACGCAGCAGGAGCUCCGCCGAUGGGAACUCCGCUGCCAAUGGCGCCCGCGCCGGCGAUGCCAGCGCCCGCUCCGGCGAUGCCGAACAUGCCUGCGCCGGGGCAAGCGGCGUGGUAG
Messenger RNA from Effrenium voratum, 972 nucleotides. NCBI's taxonomy places the organism in Eukaryota, Dinophyceae, Suessiales, Symbiodiniaceae. The record is from the annotation of a GenBank genome assembly.